GGCAGUUCCGGUUCCUUCCCUCCAGAGAGGUAGGGGAGGGAAACAGAGGAGGCCGCGGGGGUUAAGGGAGGCGCUGGGGCUCGGGCCCGGUCUCAGCUGCUUUUCUCCCGGGGUAGAAGAAUACAUGUUUACUUUCAGUAUAGAAGAGCAUGUACCCAAAUUCUUCCAACUUUGGGCCUCCACCCCUUCCUGUAGAACACCAUCGAUAUGUUCCAGUGAACUUAUCUCCUGUUGGCAUUCACCAGCAGUUUCCCAGUACAGCAGCUCUGGUCAGUGGUAAUCUUGCAGACAUCCCACCUGUUUCACCACCACCCUUUGCCUAUAGGAAUGACUGCCCAGUACAUACAUCAGAUGCAUCUCCAUUAUUCAGAGGCAGAAAGAGGCUAAAAGAACAAAAUGUUUCUUAUGAAGUAAAGCGCCAGCGAUUUCAUUCACCUCAUCUUGAAUUAACUUCAGCUAACCGAGCAGUGCCUUUACUAGAAGAUCACAGGCGUUCAUUCCCUGGAUCAAUUUCUUCACCAUUUUUGCAAGCACACUACAUCUCUGAUUUGACAGGAUGUGUGCCACCCUUACAAGAAGCUUCAUUUCCGGAGCCCAUAAAAACUGCACUCCCUGUGGCCAAAGAUAAGUUAAGUCAACAGGUACUGGAGUUAUUUCAAGCAUGUCAACAACAAGUCUAUGAUUUGGACAAAAAAGAGCUUUGCCGAACACAACUCCAGAGGGAAAUUCAGCAGAUCUUUCCAGAUAGUAGACUAUUUUUGGUUGGAUCCUCACUAAAUGGCUUUGGUACACGUAGCAGUGAUGGUGACUUGUGUCUGGUGGUUAAAGAGGAACCAAUUAAUCAGAAGACUGAAGCAAGAUACAUACUUGGCUUACUCCAAAAACACUUCUGUAGGAAGCUUUCAAAUUACAUUGAGAGACCUCAGUUGAUCCGAGCAAAAGUGCCAAUAGUGAAGUUCAGGGACAAAAUCAGCCGUGUGGAGUUUGACUUGAAUGUAAACAAUGUUAUAGGAAUACGAAAUACAUUCCUUCUCAGAACCUAUGCAUACAUUGAGAGUCGAGUGCGCCCUUUAGUGUUGGUUGUAAAGAAGUGGGCAAGCUUUCAUGGCAUAAAAGAUGCCAGUCGAGGCACUUUAAGCAGCUAUAGUCUUGUGUUGAUGGUUUUGCACUAUUUACAAACCCUACCUGAACCUAUCCUUCCAUCCCUCCAAAAAAAUUACCCAGAAUCUUUUGAUCCUACUAUGCAGCUGCACCUUGUACAUCAGGCUCCAUGUACCAUUCCUCCUUAUUUUUCAAAAAAUGAAGCAACACUUGGAGAUCUGUUGCUGGGCUUCCUGAAAUAUUAUGCUACAGAGUUUGAUUGGAAUAAUCAGAUGAUUUCAGUUCGUGAAGCCAAGGCCAUUCCAAGACCUGAUGGCAUUGAAUGGAGAAACAAGUUCAUCUGUGUAGAAGAACCUUUUGAUCGAACGAACACUGCUAGGGCAGUUCAUGAAAAACAGAAGUUUGACAUGAUAAUUGACGAAUUUCAAAAGUCAUGGCAAAGACUGAGAGACAGGAAGGACUUGAACUGUAUACUACCUUUAAGAGCAACUAUACAGAAAAGAUGAUUGACUUUUAUCCUCUUGGACUGUUCUGAACUAAAAUACAAAAGAUAUUAUCAAAGCCCCGGGAUGCAGUUUUUCUCCCUUCCCUACUGCACUUUUUAAAAUAAAUGUUUUGUUAAGAUUUUGUUAAGGAAACUUUUGUAAGAUUUAAAAACUAUUUGUUCAGUUGAAAUUCAUUUGAAGGCAGACUUUCUGAAGCAGAUUGAAUCAGUGACCAAUAACGAGACUGCUGUAAUAAAUUUUUUUGCAAAUCUUUUGAAUUUUGAUUUUAUUGUUAAUGUCUGCAUUGCAGUGGUUGACUUGACCACAUUAAAUAUGAAAAUGUAAAACUGGCAAGUUUUGUAAUGUAUGACAGCUAGUGUCCUUCAAAAACUAGCAUAUGGCAUACACUUCCUUAAGAAUAAGUAGCCUCUGCUUUACAUCUGCUAAAUGCAAUAUGCACUUUGGCUGUACUUGGCUUUUUCCAUUUUUUCCCCUAGUUUUACAUCAAACAUCAGCUUUUAAACAAAAUAACAUAAGCAUAAAUAAAGCUCUUGAUCUGGCCUCAGUCUCAGUGAUCUGGUAAACACGAGCCUAGAUUGUACCACUUUAGACUACAGGUGAGCAUAGUGUAGAAAAGUUAGAUUUUUGCACUAGUAUUCCCAGAAUGCAUUACCUAACAUGACCAGUAGUAAUCAUAGCUGAAGAAUUCAGGGAGUUUUAAUCGAAAAAAGGAUUUUUUUCAAUCUCUGAAUACAGUCAGCCCUCGGUGUCCACAGGGUUCACCAUUGCCCAGAGGAGAGCAGAGAAGUUGGGGCUCCCCCUCCCUGCACUCACCAUUGCCCUCCUAUCAGGCAGUCCUGCACUGACAGCUCCCCGCCCGCCCACACAGCCCACCCACCCACCCCUUUGUCCCUAAUGGCAGUGCAGCCUCAUGCAUAUCUGUGGAUACUCAAAUCUGCGGGUGGCAAGCCCAUGGAUACUGAGGGCGGACUGUACAAGGGCUAGCAUGGUAGCAUGCUAGUCCAACAGCAAGGCUCCCUAAAUGUGGAAGACUAGUUUUCAAAGAAAGCUAGGUUGUAACGCUUUGGUUUUGCAUGGAAUGUUAUCCUGUGUAGAAGCAUCCCUUGUAUGUGUCUGACAUAGGUUUACCACCUCACUGAACAUUUAUGUAUCCCAGGAAUUAUAAAUUUAACUGGAAUUUUUAAGCAGCAGAGCUUCCACAGAGCAAUUGAACAGUUGAUGUUAGGCUGUUAUAACUUGUGACUUGCAAACCUGAGCACAGCAAAGUGCCACAGAACAUACAGGUUUGAUAAACCAUCUGUGUGUUCUGCCUAACCUGAUCUGUGCCCCUCCUAGAUGUUGUCAGGUACUUCACAUUCCUUAACAAAAGCCUGGCCAAUGGGACUGUGUUUGUGUGUACAGCUUGUCAUACAUGGUCAGCAGAAAUGUUUGGGUGGGUGGGGAUAUGGCAACCUACAGUGUGUAGUAAAGGAGUAAUAUUCAUUUCAGGCCAGUGGCAACUUUGAACGUUAAAAUAAAGCAAUGGGAGAAAAAUAAUGAACAAGAGUUCUGCUUCCUCUUAACUGUACUUCCAAUGUGUAAUACAUGAAACUGAAUGUGCAAAGGUGGUACUGUUGCUCAUACAUACCUGCCCCAAUUUUCCUGCACCAGAAUAAGUAUGAGGAAGUGUAAUUCUCUUGUACUUCUGCACUCCCAGCCCUCUGUUUUGUUGUAAGAUAUGGAGCCAUCCUGGUUUAGGCCCUGCCCUACAGUUUCCUUUCCAAAUGAAUAGUACUGAUAACUGCUAAAAAAAUAGCUGCUACUAUAAGCCAAGUUUUUCUUUUUUUUCUUUUCUUUUUU
Sceloporus undulatus (fence lizard) is the source of this 3446-nucleotide messenger RNA. RefSeq names its product terminal nucleotidyltransferase 2 (gene TENT2). The transcript has 15 exons. Gene Ontology annotation, cellular component: cytosol. The record is from RefSeq and is a predicted model, not a curated record. The coding region runs from base 150 to 1607 and encodes 485 amino acids. Gene Ontology annotation, molecular function: poly(A) RNA polymerase activity. Lineage: Eukaryota; Metazoa; Chordata; Lepidosauria; Squamata; Phrynosomatidae.